AUUUGGCGCUUCGCAUGCACUCGACUCGCGACUUGGUGCGUGAUCUUUUGACAGCUUCGGUCGAAUCUGCUUCAAGACUGCGACUUUGGUUUGGCCUCUCGAAUCACGGCCCUCUGUCAAUCUCGCUUUCAGCCCUCACACCAUCGAAAAGCGUUCCGCUAUACUCAAAGAUCUGGACUAUUCCGGUCAUCUGCAGUGUCUGCAUGCCACAAGCUGACGUCGAGUCCUGGGCACUUCAAGACACCCAUCGCAAUUGAUAACUCGGGCGCAGAAUGUGGCUUCCAUGGAGCAGGUCGGGAGAUGGCAAAGUGGAAGGGCCUUCAUCAUCUAUAUCAGCGGUCGCCUCCUCCCCGUCCUCCAGCUCAAGCGCGGCGGAAAGGAGUCAGCACACUCAAGCGGAUAGCUCGAGUGUAGAUGUCAGGCCAUAUGUUCCGCGAUCAGAGCCUGCUUCUUCAAGGCGGUCUAGCGACCGCGAGCCGUAUGAUCAGACCGCAGAUCCCUCCAUCUCGCACUCGGACUCGGACUCGGCCUCGGCAUCUGGCUCGGCAGGUCCUGCGCUAGCUACCAUUCCUACCACUGCUUUUCUCCUCGGUUUCGCAGCUGGCGCAUACAACAACGCUUCCAAAGCCGGACUGGUGUUCAUGGCCGAAAACGCUCAUCGACGUCCAGAUACGGUGCAGGGUUGGUUCUUUUACAACAAAACAAAGAAUUACAAAGUCGUGCUAGCUGCUGGCAAAGGCGGAGCACGGACAGGUCUGAGAUUGGGUCUAUGGACCUUUGCAUUCUUGGCUUUGGAGAAGGGUUGGAGGGAGGUGAGGCUGUGGACUGGAGUAGGAGCAAGUCAACAGACAAUCCGGGCGCAAAAUCCUGCAUCACUGCAGAAGGAGGGCGCCAGAGAAGGAUUGGAUGUUUAUAGAUUCGUCGAUGGCGCUCUCGCUGGAUCAGUGGUCGCUUCCUCGGCUGCUCUUUUCUGUGAGUUGAUCGGGGGUCACCCUCUGGAUCAGAUUUAUCAAGUCAUUCCUCCUCGGGGCAGAGCACGAUGAUUCGAC
This is a messenger RNA of Ceraceosorus guamensis, 1049 nucleotides long. RefSeq lists its product as hypothetical. The transcript has 2 exons. The record is from RefSeq and is a predicted model, not a curated record. The coding region runs from base 273 to 1043 and encodes 256 amino acids. NCBI's taxonomy places the organism in Eukaryota, Fungi, Basidiomycota, Exobasidiomycetes, Ceraceosorales, Ceraceosoraceae.